GCUCCGGCCCCGCCCGCUUCUGCUCCGCGCGGUGAUUCACUCCCUCCUUCGCCCCGGGGCCCCCUUCCCGGCCAGACGGCGGGGAAGACGGUUGGGUGUGCAGCGUCCUCGAACCCGCAAGCAAGCGAGCAGCUCCUCGGCGCCCUUCGGGACUCAGGUCCACGCCAUGGCGGAUUCCGAGCGCCUCUCGGCCCCGGGCUGCUGGGCCGCCUGCACCAACUUCUCGCGCACCCGAAAGGGAUUUGUCCUGUUGGCUGAGAUUGUAGUGUGCCUGGUGAUUCUGAUCUGCUUCAGUGCCGCGACGUCAGGAUUCUCUUUCCUGUCGGUGAUAGAGAUGAUCUUUGCUGCUGUCUUCUUUGUCAUCUACAUGUGUGACCUGCACACCAAGAUACAAAUCAUCAACUGGCCUUGGAGUGAUUUCUUCCGAACCCUCAUAGCAGCCAUCCUCUACCUGAUCACCUCCAUCCUUGUGCUCGUGGAGGGAGGACACAGCUCCAAAAUUGCCGCAGGGGUACUGGGCCUACUGGCUGCAUGCUUGUUUGGCUACGAUGCCUACAUUACUUUCCCCUUGAGGCAGCAAAGACAUACAGCAGCCCCUACUGACCCUGCAGAUGGCCCCGUGUAGGUGAACUCCCUUCGCGUGUCUCAGCAACCUGCAAAUAACACCUCCAUCGCAAUAACUCCUUCCCGCCCCUACUGAAAGUGCCUUUACCGGGAGACCAUGCCUUCCAGCCUGCCAAUCAACCCUCCUGGGCGUGGCCACCCUUAUGGGUCCGCCUAGGUCCACCUUCCUUCUGCAGUAUCCAGAGACGCUAGUUCUGCCUGGACAAUGCCCCCACCUAAAGCCACAGAUUUCAGACUCCAGGCCCCAGGUUGUGACCCUCUCCAAAUAACCUUUUCUGUGUGUGUUGGGUGGGAGGGGUUCCAUGGAGGAAUAAAUACAUAAUAACCAGAUUGUUAGAACAUAUGAGAAUGAAUAAAUUAAGCCUUUGAUCAAACGUA
Sus scrofa (pig) is the source of this 1002-nucleotide messenger RNA. RefSeq names its product proteolipid protein 2 (gene PLP2). Gene Ontology annotation, cellular component: membrane. The record is from RefSeq and is marked validated. Lineage: Eukaryota; Metazoa; Chordata; Mammalia; Artiodactyla; Suidae.